AUGAAGCCAACAUCUAGUCGAAAGCGAAGCGCAAGCCAAGAUGAGGCCCACGCUGUCCAAGAAAGCAACCCCCCCAAGGUUGCAAAAAUCGUCCCUUCCGCGCCGCAGCCGGACAGUAGCCAACAAGCCGACAGAGAACGAAGGGAGCGAUCUGCUAAGGUUCUGUAUGAUGACACACUCAGUAUGAUUGACAGAAACGUCCGAGUUAUGGACAGAAAGGUGUCUGGGGAAACUGGCGACGACCCAUUGGACUACACAACUGAUGAUUAUGCGAAACUUGUGUGUCGCCAUUCCAAAAUAGUCAAUGCCCUCGCUGUCGUCGACAACACUCUGGCCUUCAAUCUCGUUCUCAGUAUGGCCGACGCAUCACGCACUGAUCUCGACACCACACUCGAAAUGUGUGGCGAGGACCCUGGUGAAACCGCCCGAUACUUCCAGAGUCUGGACAACUUGCUUUUGCCAUUGAUUAAAUACCGGCAACAACCCGCAGAGCUGUGCUGGCAGCUGCUCCAAGUACCAGUUCGGUGGUCUCAACGACGCACCGGUUCACAAGAUGCUGAAUCGGAUGAAGAUCCCGACGAAUGGUCUGAACCAGAUUACGAGAGACAAUAUUGGGAAAAGUGCAAUUAUGAGCACAACAGACGAAUCGCUAGGAGGAGAUGGAGGGAAAUUGUUGAUGACUGGGUUACUGUCGCAUUGAAUGAUCUGAAAGACGAGCGGGAUUAUCUUGACCUAUAUGGUAUCACAGGAUUCUUUCCUGAGAGUAUCGCUGAAUUUGAAGCAAUCCGUAUGCAGAUGAGUACCGGUGUAUAG
Molecule: messenger RNA, 813 nt
Organism: Fusarium graminearum PH-1
Lineage: Eukaryota; Fungi; Ascomycota; Sordariomycetes; Hypocreales; Nectriaceae
Exons: 1
Coding region: 1-813 (270 amino acids)
Source: RefSeq, a predicted model, not a curated record